Molecule: messenger RNA, 276 nt
Organism: Aureobasidium vineae
Lineage: Eukaryota; Fungi; Ascomycota; Dothideomycetes; Dothideales; Saccotheciaceae
Source: the annotation of a GenBank genome assembly
AUGGCCUCACGCGCAAUGUCGAUGCCGGCCCGCCGCCUGGCCGCCAGCCUCUCCACUCCCGCCAUGACCCGUCGCAGUUUCCAGAGCUCAGCACGCCUGCUCGAGGUGCCGGCAGGAGCCAUGCCCGUCCGCAAGCCCGUCGGUGCCUUCCGUGGAGGCGGAGGAGCUCUGUACUACUAUGUCAUUGACGAGUACCGCGUCUCCAACGAGCUGUUGACCGAGGACAUCUACGUGAGUUUGCCGGUUGCUUGCGCCGACAAGAGCAAUCAAGACUAA